This is a messenger RNA of Lolium perenne, 4023 nucleotides long. The record is from RefSeq and is a predicted model, not a curated record. NCBI's taxonomy places the organism in Eukaryota, Viridiplantae, Streptophyta, Magnoliopsida, Poales, Poaceae.
AUGAAAGCGAAGGCGGUGGAACGUGUGCAGUGGAGAUUGGGCUUCCGAAAUGGCGUUGCUGUGGAUUCCAAAGGAAAGAGUGGCGGGUUGGCUCUAUGGUGGAGGGAUGGUGUGGAUGUUUCAGUAAGGCCUUGGUGUCAGUACUACCUGGAUGCAAAAAUAAAAAUAGGCGACGUAGUGUGGCGCUUCACAGGCAUAUAUGGCGAGCCACGCACUGAACUCCGACAAAAAACAUGGGAUGUUAUCCGGUAUCUUCGCAGACAGGACAACUUACCAUGGCUCUGCGCGGGUGACUUCAAUGAGAUCACUAGGCAAGAUGAGCAGCUUGGCGGCAAUGUGAGAGGGGCAGCCCAAAUGGAGAGAUUCUGUGACUGUUUAUCCGACUGCGGAUUAGCAGAUUUGGGUUUUUCUGGCUAUGCUUAUACUUGGAACAAUAGGCGAGAUGGCUUAGAGAAUGUCCAGGCUCGGCUAGACAGAGCUACUUGCAACGAUGGCUUUGCCCAGCUCUUCCCAGCUACAUAUGUUGAGCAUCUUAUUACAGAAGAAUCAGACCAUCUUGCCUUGCUCAUUAAAGUGGCAGCUGCUUUUCCGACACAACAGCGGCAGAACCCACGGGGGUUCCGCUUUGAGGAGAUGUGGACUCGACAUGCGGACUUCCAGACUAUGAUCGAAAGAGCCUGGGAGCAAGAGGAUCGAGGCGAGCAUGGACUACAGGCGUUUUGGAGCAGACUGAAGCGCCUCAGUGGGAGUAUGCAAUCCUGGAGCCAUAGUGUCUUCGGCUCUGUUAGAAAGGAGAUAAAAAGAUUGCGUGAUCAGCUAGAGGUGGCGCGUGGAGAAGCCAUCCAUACAGGGGUCUCACAGGAGGUUCGUGCAAUUGAAAAGGAUUUACACGAGGUUUAUGAGAGAGAGGAAAUCAUGUACAAGCAAAGAUCUCGCGUUGAUUGGCUUAAGGAGGGCGAUAGAAAUACUCGCUAUUUUCAAAAUAGGGCGUCUCAUCGAAGACGUAAGAACACGAUCCAAGCAUUACGGAGGGCAGAUGGAUCGAGGUGCACUACUGAUGAAGAGAUGAGAGCACUGGCUCGAUCUUUUUAUGCCUCGCUAUAUGCCUCUGAAGGGGCUAGCAAUACUAAUACUAUCCUUGACCAAGUGGUUCCACUGGUGACGGAUGCGAUGAAUAAUAAACUGAUGGCAUCUUUUUCAGAUUCGGAGAUUGAAGAAGCUCUUUUUCAAAUGGGCCCAACUAAAGCGCCUGGGCCAGAUGGGCUCCCGGCGCUCUUUUACCAACGACACUGGUCGUUUUUAAAGGAGGAGGUCUGCAGGGCUGUACGAGAUUUUCUAAAUGGUGCAAACUUUCCAGAGGAUUUUAAUGACACGGUCAUUGUGCUUAUUCCUAAAGUCAAUUCUCCGGAACUCCUCUCUCAAUUCAGGCCUAUCAGCUUAUGCAAUGUUUUGUAUAAGAUUGCAUCCAAGGUGGUUACAAAUAGAUUGAAGAAGAUACUUCCCAUUCUGAUCUCGGAAGAACAAAGUGCCUUUGUGCCUGGGAGAAUGAUCACGGAUAAUGUCUUCAUUGCUUAUGAGUGUGUGCACUCCAUCAGAACAAGGAAGCGGAAAAAACCUUUGUGUGCAGUCAAAUUGGAUAUGAUGAAGGCGUACGAUAGGGUGGAAUGGAUCUUUCUAGAACAGAUGAUGUCUAGAAUGGGGUUCUCACGACCCUGGAUUAACAUGGUGAUGAGAUGUGUCAGCACGGUGCGGUUCUCUGUUAGGCUGAAUGGGGGUAACUCAAAUUCGUUCACGCCUUCGAGGGGACUCCGUCAGGGAGAUCCCCUCUCUCCGUACCUCUUUCUUUUUUGUGUGGAAGGUUUCUCCACUUUGCUCAAGAAAGCUCAAGACAACAACAUGCUGAAGGGCGUUAAUUUUGGAAUGGAUGGGCCUCACAUUACCCAUCUUCUUUUCGCGGAUGACAGCAUAGUCUUUCUAGAAGCUUCUGUGGAGAGUUUUCAUGCUCUAAAGGGGGUUCUCCUAGCAUAUGAAUCUGCAUCGGGUCAGAAGGUAAAUCUCCAAAAAUCAUCUAUCUAUUUUGGAGAUGGUUGCAGUCUGGAUAGUAAACAGGUGCUGAAGCAAACUUUGGGUGUCACGGAAGAGGCUCUUAGUGAGCGCUAUUUGGGUCUUCCCACAGUGGUGGGUAGAUCUAAGGAAGGAUGCUUCAAAUAUAUCAACGAAAGAUCUGGUGCUAAAGUGUGUGGUUGGAAAGGGCAAGGGCUCUCAAAGAAGGGAAAGGAAAUCCUUGUCAAAUCGGUACUGCAGGCAACACCAACUUAUCCCAUGAGCUGCUUCAAGUUCAACAAGAAACAAUGCAAAAAACUAAACUCCAUUUCCUCCAACUUUUGGUGGGGUGAUUCUGAUGGUCCUCGCAAGGUUCACUGGAUAUCUUGGGAGAAAAUGUGCCGUCCGAAGCAAGCUGGGGGCAUGGGAUUUAGGGACUUCGAAGCUUUUAAUGUUGCUCUGCUAGCUAAACAAGCCUGGAGAAUUUUAACGGUGCCAUCUUCUCUCUGUGCGCGGGUUCUCAAGGCGAGGUACUUCAAAAAUUCUGAUCUGCUGCAUGCAGGAUGCCCAGGCCGGGGGUCUUUUUCUUGGCGAAGUAUCCUACAUGGCCGUGAUCUCCUCAAACUGGGACUGGUAUGGAGAGUGGGUGACGGCACCAAUAUUGAUGUCUGGAAGAGUUCUUGGAUUCCCAGGUCUGGUGCACAAUGGCCACUGGGUCGUAAGGCAGAUGCACCAACACCAUCCAUUCACAAAGUGGCUGAGCUGAUGUCGGAUGAUGGGACAAGUUGGGAUGAGAACAAAUUACACCAGUAUAUGUUCGAUUUUGAUGCAAAGGACAUCAAGAAAAUAGCAAUCGGAGGUCCUGGAACCGAGGAUUAUUAUGCCUGGAACCUCACCAAAAGUGGGAUCUUCUCAGUGCGGUCUGCUUAUCACCUUAAAAUGAAUCAAAAGAAAAUACAAGCAGGAGGAAUUGAAUCUUCCAGUUCAGUUGACGCGCACAAAGGCUGGUUAGCCUUGUGGAAUGCAAAUAUUCAUGGCAAAAUCAAGGUUCACGUGUGGAGGCUAAUGAAGAAUGGACUGGCGCUGGGAGCUGAGCUUCAUCGACGCAGGAUUAAGGGAGGGGUCGUGUGCGUUGCUUGUGGCCGGGAAGAGACAGCUCUUCAUCGAUUUUGGCACUGUCCCCACUCUCAGCAAAUUUGGGAUCAUAUCAGAAACCAUACUGAAGCCUCGGUGACCAGCCCGCCAGUAGAUGUGCGCACUCAGAGAGACCUGCUCAACUGGAUGUUGGAAUGGCUUAGUUCAGUUCAACAACCGGUGCUUGAGAUUACCAUGAUGACCUUGUAUCAGAGUUGGCUGGCCAGGAACGAGGCUCGGGACUCCAAGAAGAUCGAUGAUCCGGUAAGCAUUGCAAAGCGCUCCAUCCACCUGCUUGAGGAGUGGCACAAUGUUCAGGCUCCUAUGAUCGCCAAGCCUCCGCCCCCAAAGGAACACUGGUUCCCUCCGGCGGAAGGUUGGAUGAAAGUCAAUGUUGACGGAGCGAUGUGGACGAAUUCGGAGAAGGGUGGUGCUGGCGUGGUCGUUCGCGACCAUGAUGGACGGUUCAUCGCCGGUUCGUGCCAUUUUUUUCCCUCUCUACUCGACCCGGAGGACGUGGAGCUCCGUGCUUGCCAGCGAGCUUUGGUUCUGGCAAAGAAGCUAAAGCUUCAAAAGAUCAUCCUGGAAACUGAUAGUUCAUCGGUGGUGUCCAAGUUGAAUAACGAGAUGAAGGACAUGUCUAUGCAUGGGCCGCUGGUUGAAGAUAUUAAACGGGAGCUAAGGGAGAUGGUUGACUACAAGGUGAAGUGGGCACGGCGUACAGCCAAUCGAGUUGCUCAUGUAUUAGCAAAGGAGGGUUGCGGCUUAGAAAGUUGUAAGACUUGGUUUAUUAUUUUUCCUGAUUGUAUUGGUAACUUAUUAACCCAGGACAUGGCUGGGAGUUAA